CAAACUCCAUUUGCUUUCACACAUGCUCUCUCUCUCUCUCCCCCUCUGUUCAUCCUAUUCCUACCUCUAAAUUCUAAUGUCAUACAAACAUAGACAGUCUGUCAUCCUCUGAUCAAGUUUCUCUUUCUUUCUUCCACCGAAAGCCCCCUUUAUUAUAAUUUUUUCAUCACGAAUACGAAUAAAGCUAAACUCUUUUCAAACAUCAGAAUCCACUUUUCUUCUUACCCAAUCUCAUCUCUCUCUCUCUCCUCGAUCUUCGCAAAAAAGGAAAAAAAAUAAUACGACAGCAGCAAAGCAAUAAUGGGGUGCUUCAGUUUUCGCAGCUCCAAAAACCCUUCAUCUGCCAUGAAAGGAGCUCCUCUUGAAAGCGGUUACAACCCAGAAACACCCAAAAACAUCAGACACGAAAUCCUGCUUCAAAUCCCAGUAUGCAGAGUUCACUUGGUGGAAGCAGGGGAAGCUCUGGAGCUUGCCAAUGGCGACUUCAAGCUCACCAGAAUCUCAGACGAAAACGUCUCUCUCGCCACCAUUAUAAGUGUCGGAAACGAUCUUACUUGGCCUUUGACUAAAGACGAACCCGUCGUCAAGCUCGAUUCUCUCAACUAUCUUUUCUCCUUGCCCAUGACAGAUGGUGAACCUCCUCUCAGCUACGGCUUGUCGUUUCCUGACCAGUGUGGCGGCUUUUUGACCCCUCUCGACUCUUUCUUGAAGGAGAAUACCUGCUUUUCAGGCUUGACGACGCCUCAAACUCAAAAAAAAGGUCUUGACUGGAAGGAGUUUGCUCCCAGAGUUGAAAACUACAAUAAUUUUUUGGCUAAAGCAAUUGCUGGAGGGACUGGUCAUAUUGUGAAAGGGAUGUUCAAGUUAAGCAAUGCUUAUGCCAAUCAGGUACAAAAGGGAGGGGAGAUGACUCUAGCUAGUGGGGUUGAGGUGAAAAGCUCUGUCACAAAGAAAGAAAGUGGGAACAUUAACACAGCUGGUUCUGUAAAGAAAAGUUCUGGAGUCAACAAAGGCUUGAAACGAGCGAGAAAGAUGUCAAAGAUGACAGAGAGAUUAAGCAAAACAAUGCUCGAUGGAGUUGGUAUAGCCACGGGAGCUGUGAUGACACCCGUGUUAAAAUCUCAAGCAGGGAAAAAGUUCCUUACCAUGGUUCCGGGAGAGGUCAUCCUAGCCACACUUGAUGCAGUUAAUAAGGUCUUAGAUGCAGCUGAAGUAGCAGAAAAGCAAGCUCUUUCGGCCACUUCCUUUGCUGCAACAAGAAUGGUCAGCAACAGGUACGGAGAUGAGGCAGGGGAGGCCACUGCGGAUGCUCUUGCAACUGUUGGUCAUUGCGCUGGUACUGCCUGGAAUAUCUUCAAAAUAAGAAAAGCUCUUAAUCCAGCUUCAUCUGUCUCCACUGGAGUGUUGAAGAGGGCAGCAAAAAGUGCGACCAAAAUUUAAUGAUAGUAGUUUCUAACAUUAAUGGUAGUUCUAAUAAAAGAGACUUUGACUUAAAAUGGGCAUAACUUUAGUUUCGAUUGUGAAGAGAAAAUUGUUCCAAGUGAACCUGAAAGAAUUCUCUUGUGUAAUAUGUGCAAACCAUGGACAUGAUUAAAGGAGCUGUUGUUUGGAGUGCAAAAA
Molecule: messenger RNA, 1620 nt
Organism: Humulus lupulus (European hop)
Lineage: Eukaryota; Viridiplantae; Streptophyta; Magnoliopsida; Rosales; Cannabaceae
Product: senescence/dehydration-associated protein At4g35985, chloroplastic-like
Exons: 5
Coding region: 301-1440 (379 amino acids)
Cellular component (GO): plasma membrane
Source: RefSeq, a predicted model, not a curated record